GUCGAUGUAACCACGCACGAAGGUCCGAGCACCGUACAUCGAAUCAGCCCCCUCAUACAACCGCCCAUCUUAAGAUAAAUCCAACCAUAGUUCACUUUUGCUUCACUGCCACACCAAGAAACCACACCAUAGCCUUAUACUCAUAUUUCAUCAUUUCCAGCAUGGCCAAUCAGCAGCAAAUCGAACUCCUCCAAGCCGAAGUCGACGAGACCGACCAAAGCUUCUUCCGCCUCUUAGUGAACGGCCAAUCCAUCAAAUACAUCACCAUCGAACCCGGAAUCUACAGCACAGAGGAUAUGUGUUUCGGUCCGUCUCUAGUCUCUAUUUUACCCGAUUUCCCCUCUGGAGAUUGGAACGACGGCUUAGUUUCCAAAGACGCAAAGGAUAAUCAACCGCGCUUUACAUCUAUUAAAUUAACCCAGUUCCCGGGGGUCCAGAACAUCUGGCAUGAGACUCAUAUCAAUUACUUGGAUCUUUCGGUGGAGAGGAAACUACGGACGGGGAUUUAUAAAGUCAAAUGUUCACAGUAUGAUAAUGUUGUUGUCGUCGCCAAGUUCGCGCGGUUCCCCUGGGAGAUCCAGUACAUUGGGAAUGAAACUGCGGCGUAUCAGUGGAUAUCGGGUCAUGGUAUUGGGCCUGGGUUCCUUGGUCACGUUACGGAGAGUGGACGCGUGAUUGGGUUUCUGAUUGAAUAUAUAAGAGAUGCACGGCAUGCUGGGAUUCAGGAUGUUGAGAGUUGCAGGGAGGUAUUGGGGCGGCUGCAUGAUCUGGGGGUUUGCCAUGGGGAUACGAAUCCGUUUAACUUUCUUAUCUGUGAUGGGAAAGCCACGUUGAUUGACUUUGAUACCGCUCGGAAAUGUGAUGAUCGGGGUGUGCUUGUUCAGGAGAUGGAUGGUUUAGCUGCGUGCUUGGACGAUCGAUCUGGUAGAGGGGGUGGUGGCCUUCUCUGAACACUAUUGGGUGGAACCAAAUGAAUACCAUUUCGUAGAGCCUGGCAAUCGGUAGUUGGCAGGGUUCUACUCUGUCACCCGAUAGUGUCAGGACAGUUAUAGUAAUAAU
Aspergillus neoniger CBS 115656 is the source of this 1059-nucleotide messenger RNA. RefSeq names its product alpha-galactosidase A precursor. Lineage: Eukaryota; Fungi; Ascomycota; Eurotiomycetes; Eurotiales; Aspergillaceae. The record is from RefSeq and is a predicted model, not a curated record. The transcript has a single exon. The coding region runs from base 162 to 950 and encodes 262 amino acids.